AUGGCGCGGCCGCUGGCGGUCCUGCUGCUGCUGCCCGUCCUCCUCGCCGGUCUCCUGUCGUGUCCCGGAGCCAUGGCCAGCUACCCGCCCAACUGCGCUCAGUAUGGGAACCACAUGUGUCCAAGGGACUACCAUCCAGUCUGUGGCACUGAUGGAGAGACCUACGGAAACGAGUGUGUGCUCUGCCUGGCUAACAGUGAAGACCAUACGCAUAUAGAAAUUGUCCGAAAAGGACAUUGCUGA
Molecule: messenger RNA, 243 nt
Organism: Camarhynchus parvulus
Lineage: Eukaryota; Metazoa; Chordata; Aves; Passeriformes; Thraupidae
Gene: SPINK2
Product: serine peptidase inhibitor, Kazal type 2
Exons: 4
Coding region: 1-243 (80 amino acids)
Molecular function (GO): protein binding; serine-type endopeptidase inhibitor activity
Source: RefSeq, a predicted model, not a curated record